AUGACUCUGACAAAGAUGGAGGUGGACUCGGCGAAGGGCGAAGGAUUUCGCCCUUACUACAUUACCAAGAUUGAAGAGUUGCAACUCAUUGUGGCUGAAAAAUCACAAAAUUUGAGAAGAUUGCAGGCUCAACGAAAUGAACUUAAUGCUAAGGUGCGUAUGUUGCGUGAAGAAUUGCAACUGUUGCAAGAGCAGGGUUCAUAUGUCGGAGAAGUGGUUAAACCCAUGGAUAAAAAGAAAGUUCUUGUUAAAGUACACCCGGAGGGCAAGUUUGUCGUGGACUUAGACAAGAACGUUGAUAUCAACGAUGUCACCGCCAACUGCCGUGUUGCGCUACGCAACGAAAGCUACACCCUCCACAAAAUUCUACCUAACAAAGUUGAUCCUUUGGUAUCUCUUAUGAUGGUUGAAAAAGUGCCUGAUUCCACUUACGAAAUGGUCGGUGGGUUGGAUAAACAAAUUAAGGAGAUCAAGGAGGUCAUUGAACUUCCGGUUAAACAUCCAGAGUUAUUUGAUGCUCUAGGUAUAGCUCAACCGAAGGGAGUGCUGUUAUAUGGGCCACCUGGUACUGGAAAGACCUUGCUAGCUAGAGCUGUUGCUCAUCAUACAGAGUGUACUUUCAUCCGUGUGUCUGGUUCAGAAUUGGUGCAGAAAUUCAUUGGAGAAGGAAGUCGUAUGGUCCGAGAGCUCUUUGUUAUGGCAAGGGAACAUGCUCCAUCAAUCAUAUUCAUGGAUGAAAUUGAUUCUAUUGGUUCUUCCCGUAUUGAAUCUGGUAGCGGUGGGGAUUCAGAAGUACAAAGAACUAUGUUAGAGUUGCUAAAUCAGUUAGAUGGUUUUGAAGCAACAAAGAACAUUAAAGUUAUCAUGGCGACCAAUCGAAUUGAUAUCCUGGAUCCUGCCUUAUUGAGACCUGGUCGUAUUGAUAGGAAAAUUGAAUUCCCUCCACCGAAUGAAGAGGCUCGUUUGGAUAUUCUAAAAAUUCAUUCCCGUAAAAUGAAUUUGACUAGAGGUAUCAAUUUGCGGAAGAUUGCCGAACUCAUGCCGGGGGCAUCUGGUGCUGAAGUGAAAGGUGUGUGUACUGAGGCUGGCAUGUACGCUUUGCGCGAACGCAGAGUCCAUGUUACCCAAGAAGAUUUUGAGAUGGCUGUAGCUAAGGUCAUGCAAAAGGAUUCUGAGAAAAAUAUGUCCAUUAAGAAAUUAUGGAAAUAG
Leptosia nina is the source of this 1209-nucleotide messenger RNA. The record is from the annotation of a GenBank genome assembly. Lineage: Eukaryota; Metazoa; Arthropoda; Insecta; Lepidoptera; Pieridae.